ACCGCACCCACCCCCAGGUUACGCUCCCUGCCACCCUCCCUUCCCCCCACCCCCCCAGCCAACGUGACUCUGUUUACCGUGUUUAUUUAUAGGGCCGCGCUCUGGGUGCGGGAUGAAGCAGGAGCCCUAUUUAUAACCCCGACCCCACUUGCAGGACGCGGCCCCCGGGGGCUGCAGCGCCCACCCCAUGGCCCAGGAAACCUUCGCCUUCUCCUCGUCCGCUCUCCGCUCGCUACGGGCUCAGCGGGAGCUGCUGGAGCUGGAGGAGCAGAGAAGGGCCCUGGCCCGGGAGUCGGCCGCGCGCCGCCUGCUGCCCCCCAUCCCCCGCCCCCCCCUCGCCCGGCGAGCACGGUGCUGCCGGGACCCGGCGGUGCACAAUGCUCUGUACGCCGGGGACCUGCAGCGCGUCCAAGGCAUCUUCCGGGACGAGAGCACCGCCAACAUGGUGCUGGAGACGGUCAGCGAGGAGCUGGUGUGGUCACCCGAGCAGGGGCUGUGGGUGCUGAGCCCCCGCACGCAGCAGACAUCGGCGCUGCGCAUCGCGGCCGCCCGCGGCUACGAGGAGUGUGCCCGGCACCUGCUGCUGCGCGGGGCGGAGGUGGACGCCGUGGUGGGGGGGCGGGGGGCUCUGCACGACAGCGUGGCCGCCCCCCGGCCCGCCUGCACCCGCCUGCUGCUGGCCUUCGGGGCCGACCCCAACCUGCUGAGCUCCGACGGCAGCGCCCCGCUGCACCUCUGCACCGCGCCCGACAGCCUGCAGUGCGCGGAGCUGCUGCUGGCCCACGGGGCGCGGGUGAACCUGGCGACGCGGGAUCGGGCCCUGACGGCGCUGCACGUGGCCGCGGGCCGGGGGCUGGCGGCGCACGUGGGGCUGUACCUGCGGCACGGGGCCGACCCCGCGCUGCGCAGCCGCCAAGGGGAGACCCCUCUGAACGCCGCCUGCUCCGGCGCCGAGCGGCCCCGCGAGGGGCCCGCGUUCUGCCUGGUGGCCGAGCGGCUGCUGGCGGCCGGCGCCGACCCCGCGGCCGCGGGGCGGAAAGGCCACACGCCCCUGCACAACGCCUGCGGCAACGCGCAGCACGGGCUGGCGCGGCUGCUGCUGCGGCACGGCGCCGACCCCACCGCCCCCAACGGAGCCGGGGACACCCCCAUGGACUGCGCCCUCAGAGCCGUCCCCGAGUACCGGCGGCACUGCCCCGAGCGAACCAUCGCGCUGCUGCUGGAGCACGGCGCCGGGCCCGUGCGGCCCAAGAUGCUGAAGUUCUGCUGCGCGCACCCCCCGGCGCUGGAGCUGCUGCUCAACGCCUACGACCGCGUCCCCCCCGCCGACACGUGGCUGGAGGCCGUUCCGCCGGAGCUGUGGGAG
This is a messenger RNA of Numida meleagris (helmeted guineafowl), 1366 nucleotides long. RefSeq names its product ankyrin repeat and SOCS box containing 16 (gene ASB16). Gene Ontology annotation, molecular function: transmembrane transporter binding. Gene Ontology annotation, biological process: negative regulation of delayed rectifier potassium channel activity; neuronal action potential. Gene Ontology annotation, cellular component: synapse; axon initial segment; membrane. The record is from RefSeq and is a predicted model, not a curated record. NCBI's taxonomy places the organism in Eukaryota, Metazoa, Chordata, Aves, Galliformes, Numididae.